Molecule: messenger RNA, 3229 nt
Organism: Synchiropus splendidus (mandarinfish)
Lineage: Eukaryota; Metazoa; Chordata; Actinopteri; Syngnathiformes; Callionymidae
Gene: mtf2
Product: metal response element binding transcription factor 2
Exons: 15
Coding region: 200-2050 (616 amino acids)
Biological process (GO): regulation of DNA-templated transcription; chromatin organization
Cellular component (GO): nucleus
Molecular function (GO): chromatin binding; DNA binding
Source: RefSeq, a predicted model, not a curated record
UCAUCAGCGGGAAACCAAAAUGGCGAGCGUGCUCGGAGAAAAUCAACCGUUUGUGAUUUUCUGAAGAAGCUUCUCGCGUUUCAAGUUAGCGCGGUCUGCUUUUGAAAGUAGACGGUAAACGGACGAGGCGGAAUUGUGCAGCUACGUGUAUCAUUGAAUUUUAAUUUCACUGGCGCUCGGGAGACGCGGAGUUGCCCGAAUGAGAGACUCGGGUGUCGUGGGCCGCUUGUCUGUCCAUCAGAGGGCUCUCCCUCAGAGGCAAGUGGUCUCGCUGUCACCAUCCAGACUGUCCCGGGUCGAUUAUGGAGAGGAAGAUGAUGGGUCCGAGAGGUUCACCGAAGGACAGGAUGUCUUGGCUCGCUGGUCAGAUGGGCUCUUCUACCUGGGGACAAUCACAAAGAUAGACUGUGACAAACAGCGAUGCUUCGUGGUGUUUGAAGAUCGGUCAAAGUCCUGGGUGCUCUGGAGUGACAUUCAGACCGGAGACGAAGAUGAUGAUGAGGAUGACGAUGACGACAUUGUAUGCUCCAUAUGUCAGGACGAAACCUCAGAGGAACCAAAUGAGAUUGUUAUAUGUGACAAAUGUGGACAAGGCUACCACCAGAUCUGCCACUCACCCAUCAUUGACGCAACAGUCAUCGACUCCGAUGACAAGUGGCUCUGCUCCGAGUGUGAAAUCCCUGCUCCACCUGAGAGGGCGCACUUGCACAUAAAAGAUGAAGAACAUGAACGCUUCCUGCCUCUUGAGCAUCAGCAGCAGAAUAUGGAGCUGCAUUUGUCCCUGCCCUACUCCCUGGAGGGCCUGGUGUGGGACCAAGGUCACAAGACGAAUACUCAGCGCCGCUACUGCUACUGUGGUGGUCCAGGAGAAUGGUAUCUGAAGAUGCUGCAGUGUAACAGGUGUGAGCAGUGGUUCCAUGAGGGCUGUCUUCAGUGUCUAACCAAGCCAAUGCUCUAUGGAGACAGGUUUUAUUAUUUUAUUUGUUCCGUUUGCAACGGUGGACCUGAGUACAUCAGGCGACUUCCUCUCAGAUGGGAGGAUGUUACCCACCUCAGCUUGUACAACCUGAGUGUCAUCCACAAGAAGAAGUAUUUUGACUCUGAAAUGGACUUGAUGUCAUACAUCAACAACAACUGGGAACUGCUGCAGCUGGGAGAACUGGCAAAAACCCCUCGGUCGGAGCGAUACGAGAACAUCCUGGAUGCCUUGAAUAACAACAGCAGCAUGUUCAUGUCAGGGAAGGAGGUGAAGAAAAAAAAGCACUUGUUUGGCUUGAGGAUUCGUUUUCCUCCAGCGCCCCCAAGUUCAGAUGAAGCAUCCAACAGAGUGUUAGAGCGAGCAUCCCAUGAGAUCACUAUCAAAGGCUGCAAGUCCAGCAAAGCUCUCAGUGGCAUCAGACCGUUGACAAACGGAGUUGGAAAGAAAUCAAAGAAAAAAAAGCGGAAACAAAGAAAGCGCUCUUUUGCAACUCUGGUGAAGUCGGAGCGCUCUGGCGAACUUCUGUCCCAGGAGCUACGAAGGUCAUCACACAUGGAGUCACGUUCGAUGGAUCACUACCCCUCCAUCAAGAGCGACAGGUCCAUGAUGUUAUCGCAAACCUCAGAUGUGGAAUCGAUAGGAGCCUUGAGCACCACUGAAACUACCUCAACUAGCAUUUCAAGACAGUCCAGCCUCUGUAGCUCUAGCAAGACCCGUUCGUCAGCCAACAUCAUGCCUGCUUCGCCCCCUCCAAUCAAACGAAAGCGUGGACGUCCACGAAGGGUCGUACAAGCUCCCAACCCUCGGAACCCCCCUCCUCCCAUCCAGGCAGAGCCAAGCCCCACAACAACAGAGAUGAUGACCAAUCUUCCAGGGCUGCACUCCAUGGACAUAGUUCACAGCAUGAACCCCAAUAGCCAGCUGUCCCACCUCAAGAGCUCCAUCAGCAGCUACUUUGGUGCUGCUGGUCGACUGGCCUGUGGAGAGAAGUACAAGGUUCUGGCGCGCCGGGUCACCUUGGAUGGUAAGGUGCAGUAUUUGGUGGAGUGGGAAGGAGUCACUGCCUCGUAGACUUUGUCACCCUUGCCUGCUGGUCUCUUAAGUUUAGACUGGAGAAGUGAAGAGCAGAGCAAGCCCCCGUCUCUUCUUCUUGAGUUAACCUACACUGAUCGAGUGAAACGGUCAUCCAACCAGCAUUUUGGAGUUUUACCUUUCACUAACUUCACAUAUGCUUCUUACUGAUCGGUGCUCUGCACUUGUAAGCUUUCUGUGAACUUUUUUUUUGUCCUCUAAUGGAUUUGUUUUAUCUUUUUAUAUCAGUGAAAGAAGGUUUUGCGGUUUCUAAGUUGUCAAAAGUGUCACAUUUCCAAAAUGCUGCAUCUAUUCAGUCAGAGUUCAAUAUUCAUUUUUUACUUUUGACACACAGUGGGGAAAGUUGGGUUCCCAUUGUCCAGCCAAACUUUUAGGUCGUGAAAAUUGAGUUUGGAGAAAUCAAAUGCUGCUGCAAAUGUGUAUUAUUUUCUAUAUAAUUAUUAUCCUUCAUGUAUUUUUUGACUAUAUUUACCUGUGCUUGCUCAAGUCUUUCUUCAUUGUGUCAUAUAGAUUCAUUUGGUUUUCUUCUAAUCAUAGAGAGCAUGUACAUUUAUUUCUGCCUUCUCAGUGAAAUGGCAUAAGCUGCAUAUACAGUAUUGUGUAUCAAUUAUCCAAAACCCCCUACAGUUCUUUAAGAAUAGCUUCCUGUUCCAUUUUGCUGCAUUGUGGUAUUUGGACAACACUGAUGAAACUUGCUUGAGCCAGUCAUGAAAAUGUGCUCAGUAUUUAUUUUUAUAUAAAUUUGAAUUUAUUUUUCUCAUCCAUUUGUUAAACCUGCUCUCCACAGCCAACUCUUCGAUGGCCAUUUAUAUUAAAAUAUGAUAUUGUGAUGGAGAUGUUAUAAAACAGUCAUUUCACCUUUUGUGUUUUUAAAUUAUGUUGGAAUGUAGUGAUCAGAGAUGCCUUUAAAUGUAGUCCUGUCUGCUUUUUGUCUAACCCACCAGUGUGAACACUGUCAUGGCCAAAGACCUCUUUUGAUCAUAGAAGGGGACAGUUCUAUCCAUCAAUACGUGUUAUUUCUCAACUGGUUUUGUUUGAGGACGAAUUAUUGUAACAUUUGCUGCUGAUGUCUAUCACAGUUCAUUUAUGCUUCACAUGAGAGCUGAGUUCUUUCCUGUCAGAUAUAUUUUCCUCUUAAAUGUUUAAAAAACAAUAAAA